This is a messenger RNA of Bicyclus anynana (squinting bush brown), 5332 nucleotides long. It is a transcript of the gene shams, whose product is annotated as glucoside xylosyltransferase 1. Gene Ontology annotation, molecular function: UDP-xylosyltransferase activity. The transcript is spliced from 6 exons. Bases 174 to 1286 code for a protein of 370 amino acids. Lineage: Eukaryota; Metazoa; Arthropoda; Insecta; Lepidoptera; Nymphalidae. The record is from RefSeq and is a predicted model, not a curated record. Gene Ontology annotation, biological process: protein O-linked glycosylation via N-acetylgalactosamine.
ACUCAAAUUAUUUGUGGUCAAAACUCAAAUCAUUUGUUUUUAUUUUUUAAAGUUGUAUUUUAUUUUAGAAUGUUAUGUUGGAAAUGUAAUUUUUUGAAGAAAUUAUUUAUAGCAAUGAUGAAUUAGAAAAGUUAGAAAUAUAACAUUGUGAUCUUCAUCUUAGUUUUGCCACAAUGAGACGUUUACCAUAUCUCAAAUUGUUUUUGUUGCUGUUUCUUUCAUUGACUCUCUAUUACGUUUUUAAUUACACCGUAAAUUACCACAAGAGUAACAAAAACCUGUCUGCCAAUGUGAAAGUUAUUGAUAAGUCACCUAAAAACCUGGAUAAGGAUAUAAUUGACAGAAUAGUAAUAUCCUUUGUUGUGUGUGAAACAAGAUUUAAUGAAUCUCUGAAUGUAAUUAAAUCUGUAUUACUUUUUACCAAAACACCAGUACAUUUUGUUAUCUUCACUGAUGAAUUGUUGAGGUUACAAUUUAAUGACACACUGACAAGAUGGAAGUCAAUUGUUAAUAAUCAACUGGACUUUGAAUUACAUAAAAUUGAAUUCCCCAAAGCCCAUGAGGAGGAUUGGUUAAACUUGUUCAGUAAAUGUGCUGCACAGCGUUUGUUUAUUCCAAAAUUAAUAACCCAUAUUGAUGCAAUGAUAUACGUGGACACAGACACAUUGUUCCUCGGCCCGGCAGAUGAGUUGUGGCACACUUUCACCAAGAUGAACUCUUCACAAAUAUCUGCCAUGACUCUUGAAGAUGACAACCCAAAUAUUUCUUGGUAUCCCCGCUUUGCAAAACAUCCAUUUUAUGGAAAAUAUGGAUUAAACUCAGGUGUGAUGCUUAUGAAUUUAACUAGAAUGAGAGAUUUUGGAUGGGUAGACUAUGUCACACCUAUUAUGUUGAAAUGGAAACUUUACAUUCCUUGGGGAGAUCAGGAUAUAAUAAACAUAAUAUUCCACUACCACCCGCGCGCGGUGCACGUGCUGUCGUGCCGCUACAACUACCGCUCCGACCAGUGCAUGUACGGCGACGCGUGCGCCGACGCCUCGCGCCGCGGCGUGCUCGCGCUGCACGGCAGCCGCGGCGCCUUCCACGGACACAAGCAGCCCGCCUUCCAGGCAAUUUACAAAGCAAUUAACGAAUACGAAAUUGGAAAAGAUCCCAUGACAGUGCUCACUAAAAUGGACCAAUACCUCACAGAAGCGCCGCAGUCACUUUGUGGGAAUUUGAAAGAUGCAUUUCUCAAGGUACCUGUAGAAGUACUCACGAAAAAGUAUACAAAACCAGAUAGAUAGGAUACCAUUUAUAUAUAGAUAGAUAUGGAUUACAAAAUACAGUGUUUAUUUAGUAUGAAAUAAAAAACAGAUAACUUUAAUAGGAAGAAUGAUUGAUCAGAAGUUUUCUGUGCCUUAGUUUGGCAUAGAAAACAUUUUUACUUCUAGAAUGAUAUUUGUUUUGCCCUAUUUUUUUCCGAUUCUAAAAUGUUUUUGUCUUAGAUACCUUAUGCCAAAAUUCAUUUUGAGAAAUGUAUAUUCUGGCUGGGUAGGGAGAACAACACGACCAGUGAUUGCACCAUUAUUUUGUGCUAGAGGAAACACCUCCAACAGGUCCCAGACUUGUGACCUGGGGUGUAGGUUUAAUGGAUACACGCUAAACAAUUUAUGAUCAAUAAUUACAACACAAAACAUUAUUAAUAAUUGCAAAAAAACAUUAUUGCACAAACCAUUAACGCGCCUGGCAGCGUGACGGUGUCCACGUACGUGUGUAAUAUCAGUAUUUGGGAGUUAUGACAGUUAUCAUACACACAAAUACAGAUAUAAAUACAUGGUCGACGUCUAUGCUGUUUUCUGCUAACCUGAGUUAUUUUAUCAUUGUAAAAUAUACCCGUGUUUACGAUUAUUUAUAAGUAUUUCAUGUAAUUAAGUAUUAUUUAAAAGCACAAAAUGUUAUGUUAAAAAAAACAUUUUAUUUACAUUAUUACAGUGAAUAUCUACAACCAUACUACCAAAAAUUAGUUUUUAUACUGGAUUUAAUAUUAAUUCUGUGGUAUUAAAUAAUUUUCAAAGUCAAUCAUGGCAAGUUAAAUAAACCAGUUCACAAAAAAACUUCUGUGAUUAUAUUGUAUUUAUAUGAGUAAAGGUCCGUUUAUAUCUACAGACAUUUAGCGUGCAAGACACGGGCCGUGACAGACAAAAUAAUAUUUAUAAUACGUAUUACCAUCUAUCGUAACGCGGCCGCGCAGACGUUGACAGACACGGCGCCCGGCCAAUAUUCGCGGAAAGAAUAUUUUGUCUGCGCUUUUCAUGUCUGUAGAGUCCUUUUCAUGAACCUGAAAUAAAAUUGACAGCGCCUUACACAAAAUAUAAUAAGACCGCCAUUAACAAAUGACAAUAAACGCCAUUCAGACAUUAGCGCCGCAUCUGGGGGACUUCUUUCAUGAAAAGGACUUUAAGUGUUUCUAGCUACCUGCUGGGCAGUGUGAAUAGACGAUGUCUGUGGGUGUCUGCCACGCUACUUGUCUGUGACGCACUGUGUUUGUAGGUAUAAACGGACCUUUAAUCGGAGAUAGUAAGAACCUGUAAUGGACAGACUUUCAACAUUAUAGGAAGCUCAAGCUUAAGUCCUAAAGUUUUCAUGGGCUUUAUGAUCUUAGAUCCUACCGUUCUUACCAAAUGGAAGACGGGUUGAGAAAAUGCCGAAGACCUGGGCAUUACAAGCUCUUGCUUCUAUAUAAAAAGUAUAUAAAAGAAUUUUACAUGAUAAAUAAUAGUUAAGGUCGCUGCAUAUAUACGUGUUUCGCCUUGGACGAAACGGAAGGAUCCGUUUUGGAAAUAUCGUUUUAUACAUGUCUAUCAGAGGGAAUACGGGGAUAAAAUACAGCCUGUGACAUUUACAAAUAAUGUAGCUUUCUUUUGGUAAAAGAUUUUUUAUAAUCAGCUCAGUAGAUUCAGAUAUUACCCCUCCAAUCACAUAUCCUCUUUAUAAUGUUAGUAUAUCUUAUUUUUUAUUCUUUACAAGUUAGCCCUUGACUACAAUUUCACGUGAUGGUAAGUGUUGAUGCAAUCUAAGAUGGAAAAGGGGUAACUUGUUAGGUGUAGGAUAAAAAUCCACACCCCUUUCGGUUUCUACAUGACAUCUUACCGGAAGACUAAAUCGCUUGGUGGUACCUCUUUGCCGAUAGGGUGGUAAUUAGCCACGGCCAAAGCCUCCCACCAGCCAAUAUCUAUACAUAUUACUGGGAAAUGGCGUAACGGUGACUUCCCGUCCACUUCCUUUCUGUAUGCAGCGACCUUAAUAUUUUAUUAAAAAUGUGACAUCUCUAAGUUGUAGUUUAUAAAUUAUUUAUUUAACAUAUUCCGCUAAAAGACAAUCUAAUACUUAAAUGACAAAGUUAUUUUAUUUUAAUUAAUAGGUAAAUUGGUUUGAAUUAAAACGUUAUGAAACAAGUUACCUUAUCACCUCGAAUUUAAGAUCUGUGAAUUUAAUUCAUUUAUAUUUUUUAUUUUAAUAUAAUGUAUAUUUUUUUUUUGAAUACUGAAAAGCUUCAGGAGUCAAAUGUUUUAAGAUAUAUUUCAAUAUUUAGUAUUAAGACAUGACCAUAUUGUAACAUAAGAUGUUAGUUUAUUAAGAAAAUAAUAUAUUUUUUUAGAUAAUAUUGUCUUCAACUCACUGAUUGUGCUUACGAAUUCACAGCUUUAUACCGACUUAAAAAAAUGGAGGAGAUUCUCAAUUCUAUGCAUGUUUGUUUUUAUGUUAGUUACCUCAUAACUAGCAAUUUUGAAAAUGAUUUUUUAUUCGAAAGAGAGGCGGUGCCAAAAAACAAAAUAAACUUUAGGAGCCUAGCACCGCCUUCAAACCGAUCAAUAAAAAAAACAUAGGUACGAUGUUUUUUUUUGCUUUUUAGAACUUAGAUGCAUCUUUUAAGUCAGAUAAUUUUUUUGUUAAAAAUUUAACUGACUUAAAAAUUGAAAAAUAAAAUUAAUUUGUCAAAAAGAUUUUAUGGCUUCUCCAUCCACCACUUUUCACUCAACAAGUUUGACAGUAUGAAUAUUGCUAAUCGAUUGUUAGGCAUUUCAAAAGGGCUAACUCGAUAACAGUCACAUUUUUCAUGGAAUAAAGUUAUUCACUUUUUGUUUGAUUUUUAUUUAGGUAUUUAUUUUCUAGUAAGUUUGUUUGAUUUUAUAUUUUUUUAUAUAUCUUCAUUUGACUGCAAAAACUAUGGCUAGCAAAAAUUAUAAAAUAUAAAUAUACAUUCUUUUUUUUCGUAUAUUACAAAUUUCUUUAGUUGCUAAAUAUCUGAUUCCAUUCCAUCCAAUAACUUAUUAGAAAAAAACUCAUUUUUUUAUUGUUUUGUUAUUAUUAUAAUGAAGAUGAAAUGUGUCUGUGUGAAAGCUGCGAAUUAAUCGCACUGCUAAAUUGUAAUAAUAAAAGAUUUGCCUACGCGAUUGUUUUGAUAUAUGUACUCCAUUAAAAAAAAGAUUACUAAAAACCAAACAUUCGUUUUUAAAUUUGUUGUUUAUUAAUUAAAGCUCACAUUUUUCUUUUCUGCUUGUAAUUUGAUUUUAAAAAAAUCAAUAAUCAAUCAAUAAGUAAUUUAUUUGUCUGUAAUUUCUCAAGACGAGAGAAACAAAUUUCGAAAAAUUCUCUGUAUCGUUGCCUUGAGGCGAAAGAGAUGGGUCUGGGCAAUUUGUAUUUUUCUCUUCACUAGGUAUACUCAGAGGCACACUUAUCCAUCCCCGUUAAUAUACUCGCGUCAUAUUAAAGUGGGCGGAUAAUUGUGCCUCUGAGUAUAUGUCCUUGUCGCAUGCUAAGCCUCCUGUAGCGCUGACUUGCGACCAAGCGAAGAGAAAUAGACAAAAAAACGUUCAAUGGCGGCGGAGUAGUCUCUCAUUCUUCCCAACGCAAUGAAAGAGAGGUAACCGGUUGCACUGCCGUUGGUUGGAAGUUGCCUAUUUCUCUUCUCGAGAUUAUCUCGUUGGUUGCAUGUUAGCGCCACUGGAGUAUCGUAAACAAAGAAGUAAAUAGACAAUAGAUUGCGUGCUGUUGUAAGUCAAAAGUUAUACCUACGCUACCGACUCAAUCUUGGCGGUUUAGUUAUUUUACAUUGUAAGAAUACCGUUUGAUAUUUUAAUAAUCAGUAUUAAUUAAUGAAUACCUCUUGAAAUUAAUAUUUUACUACACUCAUUAAUUCAUUAUUUUACUCAUGUAUAAGUUAGAUAAUUUCUCCCUAAAGGGAAACAACAUACAUUUACGUAUCUAUUAUGUAAAACUGCCUCAUUUUUUUAAAUUGUGUAUUUUAUAUCUGAGAUUAUUAUUUAAAAUAAAAAAAUUGUAUAGAUAA